UACUGUUGAGUCGUGAGGCAAUGUUGGUGCAAAACGUUAUCGAGACUACCAAGAACAGGGCCAAGGACCAGGUGUCGAGGAUGAUGGAGGUGGUGAAGAUGAUCGGUGAGAUCAUGGAGACGAAGAGUGUUGAGGGGGAGGUGGUGUUGGCUCAGGCACCCACAGGAGCAGCUAUGAUGGUCGCUAAGAUGUCUGAGAUGGCAGCGAAGAAUGGAUUGAAGGUGGGGGUGACCAAGGGUGUCGGAGGCUUCCAGUUGCCUUCAGGGUUUUGCCCCUCCAGUUUCACGGGUCACGUCGGCUGUAACCAUACCUUCUCCCUAACCGCCAUACAGUGGCCUGGAAUGACACACUCUUACUCGGAUUCAUCUAAUCAAUUGUCGAAGAACACGCGGGUGGUGAGCCUUGACUUGUACCUGGAGGGCGAGAAAGUCCAGGUUACCAAUGUUUCUCAGGGCAUCAUAGUUACCGUGCCCAGGACCCUGGAGGAUCUGCCUGGUGAGUGAGUCUGGCGAUCUCUGGCCCCAGGGGUCAAGAUUGUCAACGGUUCAGGUGUUAAAUUCUUUCCUUGAAUGAUGUCUAAUAAGAAAUACAGUACUGUACAUUUAAACAUAUAAUUUAAAUAUUGUUUCAAUGCCACUGUUAGUAAUAUUUGUAACAUAACUUAGUGAGCCAGUUGAAUCUCUGUUUUGGCCAUAAUUUAUCAGCAUUCCAAACAAAAGGAUAAGAUGCGCAUCUAUUAUGACUUUUAAGGUACCAAUGCACAUACGGUACUCCAAACUGUCUCAUCUGUCACCAUUUUCUGCCCGUGUCUCUCUUGUAUGUGUCAGCUUCACUCAAUUCUUUUCCUUGUUCUUCAUAUGCAUCAUAUUCUGAACAUAAUUACUGAACAAAAUCCAGCAAUUGAG
Molecule: messenger RNA, 905 nt
Organism: Homarus americanus (American lobster)
Lineage: Eukaryota; Metazoa; Arthropoda; Malacostraca; Decapoda; Nephropidae
Exons: 4
Coding region: 21-503 (160 amino acids)
Source: RefSeq, a predicted model, not a curated record